Messenger RNA from Phasianus colchicus (ring-necked pheasant), 4068 nucleotides. It is a transcript of the gene DDR2, whose product is annotated as discoidin domain receptor tyrosine kinase 2. Gene Ontology annotation, cellular component: plasma membrane; signaling receptor complex. Gene Ontology annotation, biological process: positive regulation of phosphatidylinositol 3-kinase/protein kinase B signal transduction; multicellular organism development; positive regulation of neuron projection development. The record is from RefSeq and is a predicted model, not a curated record. Gene Ontology annotation, molecular function: protein tyrosine kinase collagen receptor activity; collagen binding; ATP binding. NCBI's taxonomy places the organism in Eukaryota, Metazoa, Chordata, Aves, Galliformes, Phasianidae.
CAGGGGAGUCCUGGGGAUGCCCGUGUCCCAGAAGAGGGUUUUCAGUGUGUGCUGGGGCACUGCAGGGAGGUGGGGGCUGCUGGUGUUUGCCUUGGCUGCUGGGCUGUUUGCACACCAACACUUCUGCAUUAGGUUCUGGGAUGGAGCAGCACUGCCUGCUGCCAAGUUAUAUGAACACUGCCUCUGGGUAGCAGGAGGUGUGGGGUGGCUGUGCUGGCGGGCACGUAGGGAUGGUGGGCACGGGGUGGCACUGUCCCCGGGGGGUUGCAACACUGGGGCUGGCAGUGGGGGGCAAGAGGUUGCCACAGCCUGACACUAUUGCACAAAUCAUGCUUAGAACCCAAUAUUAUUAUUUUCUCCUUGCUGUGUUGCGUUGUCAGCGGCCACGGUGCCAAGCAGCUGCCUGGAAAUGAUGUCAGAGCCCAACUUCAGCACGCAGCCUGCAGAGCCGCCAGCUCCUGCUGUGCCCUGUGCGGGAUAUGGGUGCCACGAGACCCCUGAGCCAUGCGCUGCCCAGGGCCUGGAGUGAGGUGGCACCCACAUAUAACUAGAGUGAGGUCUCAGGGAACUGCUCCACCACCCACUCUGGGGAGCCCCAUGGGUCCCCAUCGGGCGCAGGAGGGUCGCAGCAAGGCCCCGCAUGCAUCCCACUGCUGUGGGGUGAGUGCCGGAAAGGAGAGCGCUGCCUAUUGCUUUAAGCUCCCUCCCCGACCACGGGUAUUUUUUUAUUUUUUCUCCCGCUCUAUGAAUGGGUUUUGCUGUAAAUUAUAGCUUUGCACACAUUCCCUCGGGUCGAGGAAAAUAACCUCUGCCGAAAAGCCAGCCCGGAUUGGUGAGCGGCUCCCCCUCUCCGCUCCCUAAUUGAAACCAAAUGUGCGAGAUGUAGGAUUGUGGGAUUUCUGGCCGGCUCCCAGGAAUCCGCAGAAUGUGAGCGCGCUCGCAGAGGCAUCUUGCAUCAGCCCAGGGAAGUUCGCUCCUCGCCUGGCUCCCGCCGCCCGGGCGAGGGGCGAGCAGCUCGCCUGCUGCCGUCCCCAUCCCGCUCCGGACUCUCGCCAUGCCGGCCCUGCCCAGAGCUGCCCUGCUGCUGCUAUUGCUUCUGCUGCUGUGCAUCCUGCUGGCAGCCAGAGCCCAGGUCAACCCUGCUGUGUGCCGGUACCCUCUGGGAAUGUCGGGUGGGCACAUCCCUGAUGAGGACAUCUCAGCCUCCAGCCAGUGGUCUGAGUCCACGGCCGCCAAGUAUGGACGGCUGGACUCGGAGGAGGGUGAUGGCGCCUGGUGCCCCGAGAUCCCAGUAGAGCCUGACGACCUGAAGGAGUUCCUGCAGAUCGACCUGCAUGCCCUGCACUUCAUCACACUGGUGGGCACCCAGGGCCGUCACGCCGGGGGGCAUGGCAACGAGUUUGCCCCUAUGUACAAGAUCAACUACAGCCGGGAUGGCACCCGCUGGAUCUCCUGGCGGAACCGGCACGGGAAGCAGGUCCUGGAUGGAAACUCCAACCCCUACGACAUCGUCCUCAAGGACCUGGAGCCACCGCUCAUUGCGCGCUUCGUCCGUUUCAUCCCCGUCACUGACCACUCCAUGAACGUGUGCCUGCGUGUGGAGCUGUACGGCUGUGCGUGGCUUGACGGGCUGGUGUCCUACAGUGCUCCGGCCGGGCAGCAGCUCGUCCUACCCAGCGGUACCGUCAUUUACCUGAACGACUCUGUGUAUGAUGGGGCCUUCGGGUACAGCAUGACGGAGGGCCUGGGCCAGCUGACAGAUGGCGUGUCAGGGCUGGAUGACUUCACACAGACCCACGAGUACCACGUCUGGCCAGGCUAUGACUACGUGGGCUGGCGCAAUGAAAGCACCGCCGGCGGCUACGUGGAGAUCACCUUCGAGUUCGACCGCAUCAGGAACUUCACCACGAUGAAGGUGCACUGCAACAACAUGUUCGCCAAAGGGGUGAAGAUCUUCAAGGAGGUGCAGUGCUAUUUCCGAUCCGAUGCCAGCGAGUGGGAGCCCAACGCCAUCUCCUCGGUGCUGGUGCUGGACGACGUCAACCCCAGUGCCCGCUUCGUCACCGUGCCCCUGCUGCACCGCAUGGCCAGCGCCAUCAAGUGCCAGUACUACUUUGCUGAUACCUGGAUGAUGUUCAGCGAGAUCACCUUUCAAUCGGAUGCAGCCAUGUACAACAACUCAGCAAUUCCCCCGGAGAUGCCCAUGGCCCCCACCACAUACGACCCCACGCUCAAGAUGGAUGAUAGCAACACACGCAUCCUGAUCGGGUGCCUGGUGGCAAUCAUCUUCAUCCUGGUGGCCAUCAUAGUCAUCAUUCUGUGGCGGCAGUUCUGGCAGAAGAUGCUGGAAAAGGCAUCACGGAGGAUGCUGGAUGACGAGAUGACCGUCAGCCUCUCCCUGCCCAGCGAAUCCAGCAUGUUCAACCACAAUCGCUCCUCCUCCUCCAGCGAGCACGAGUCCAAUUCCACCUACGACCGCAUAUUUCCCUUGGGUCCGGACUACCAGGAGCCCUCACGCCUGAUUCGCAAGCUGCCUGAGUUCACGGCGGGUGAGGAGGACACGGGCUGCAGUGGCCUCGUGAAGCCAUCCCCAGCCAGCGGCCCCGAGGGUGUCCCGCAUUAUGCCGAGGCUGAGAUUGUGAACCUGCAGGGCGUCACGGGUGGCAACACCUACUCGGUGCCAGCCCUCACCAUGGACCUGCUGUCUGGCAAGGAUGUGGCCGUUGAGGAGUUCCCCAGGAAGCUGCUGACCUUCAAAGAGAAGCUAGGGGAGGGCCAGUUUGGGGAGGUUCAUCUCUGUGAGGUGGAGGGGAUGGAGAAGUUCGCAGACAAGGAAUUCACCCUGGAGGGCUUGGAUGCCAGCCCUAACUGCCCCGUUCUAGUGGCUGUGAAGAUGCUGCGGGCUGAUGCCAACAAGAAUGCCAGGAAUGAUUUCCUGAAGGAAAUCAAGAUCAUGUCACGGCUCAAGGACCCCAACAUCAUCCGACUGCUGGCGGUGUGCAUCACGGACGACCCGCUGUGCAUGAUCACUGAGUACAUGGAGAACGGUGACCUCAACCAGUUUCUGUCCCGCCACGAGGCACAGAGCCCUGCCGACGCCCAGGUGCCCACCAUCAGCUACAGCGACCUGCGCUUCAUGGCCACUCAGAUCGCCUCCGGCAUGAAAUACCUGUCCUCCCUCAACUUCGUGCACCGUGACCUGGCCACACGCAACUGCCUGGUGGGCAAGAGGUACACCAUCAAGAUCGCCGACUUCGGCAUGAGCCGGAACCUCUACAGCGGGGAUUACUACCGCAUCCAGGGCCGUGCCGUGCUGCCCAUCCGUUGGAUGUCCUGGGAGAGCAUCCUGCUGGGCAAAUUCACCACGGCCAGUGAUGUGUGGGCAUUUGGUGUGACACUGUGGGAGACUUUCACGCUGUGCCGGGAGCAGCCCUACUCACAGCUGUCUGAUGAGCAGGUCAUCGAGAACACCGGAGAGUUCUUCCGGGACCAGGGCCGGCAGACGUACCUUCCCAAGCCUGCACUGUGCCCUGAUUCUGUCUAUAAGCUAAUGCUGAGCUGCUGGAGACGGGACACUAAAGACCGUCCGUCCUUCCAGGACCUGCACCGCCAGCUGCAGGAGGCGGCCACCGAGGAGUGACCCCGUGCUCAGCGGGCACCACUUCCCAGGAGGAGAGCCCCAGUGCGGCAGGGGGAGCACAGGGCAGCACGGCCCCGGGGCUCCGAGCUGGGAGCGCUGCGGGCUGGACAGAGGUUAUUUAUUGGGGAUGGUGACUUUGUGGGCCCAGGACCACGUGCCUUAAGGGAACCCAUCCGGUUCCUCGCCGUGCACCAUCAGACCCCUGCAUGUGGACAGGAAGAACUGUGGAUUUCAGGGUGCACGGACCCCUCUGACUUUUUUUUUACACCGUUACUUCAUCGCGGCACCAUUCGCAGUACCCUAUUGCUGAGGCAUGUAUAUAUUCAGUAGAAGCACCUGUAUAUACGGGAGAACCCGCUGAAGAGAUGCUCGGUGUCGUGGUUUCCUUGGGGCUCCCGGGUGACACGUGGGAACGCGGCCCCAAAGAG